AUGCACGUUUAUGUUUUAUACUGAAAUCAAACAAGUGUGAAUUAUGAUUUUUGUUUGUUUAUAUAAUUAUUUAUAGGGGCAAAGAAGCAAUGGAUCCUCUUAAUCUUGAAAAUAUUGACACAUUAGUUGAUUGGGUGGCUAAGGAACCAACUCUUCUUGAUAAAGAUGAUUAUGAUGUGGAUUGGGCAACUAUUGAUGAGUCUUUGCCAAAUCAAAACGUUGAUGAUAUUGAUAGUGUUGUUUAUGAUGAGGAAGAUGUCCCAGAAGUUCCUGAAAAUGAAGAAAAUGAACAACUUUGGGUUGUAGUUGGUGGAGUUAUAGGUUGUGGAAUAAUUCCUCCAAAUGAGGAUCCCUAUAAUUAUGUCCAAGAUAAUUAGUAAUGCUAAUUUUGUUGUUUGUUCAUAAUUGUCCCUUGGCAGAAACAAUUGAAGAACCCCUGUGAUGAACCUGUUUGGGUAUUUGUUUCUAUGAUUGUAAUAUGGAUGACAAUUGCCUUUUUUUUUUUCUAGCUCACAUGGGUAACUACUAAUUGGUGGAAAUUUGAUGCAAUGUGUUUGAAAUAUGGAAAGAAGGCUUUUCAUCACUGAAUUGCUUUUCUAAAUUGAAAGGAUUUGCUAUCAUUUGUUUAGUGAUUAUCAUCAUCUUACUGUCUUUAACUAAAACAUCCAAAGGACC
Molecule: messenger RNA, 675 nt
Organism: Rubroshorea leprosula
Lineage: Eukaryota; Viridiplantae; Streptophyta; Magnoliopsida; Malvales; Dipterocarpaceae
Source: the annotation of a GenBank genome assembly